UGGGCACUGGUGGGUGGCACUGAUGGGCACAGGUGGGUGGCACUGAUGGGCACAGGUGGGUGGCACUGGUGAGCACAGGUGGGUGGCACUGCUGGGCACAGGUGAGUGGCACUGGUGAGCACAGGUGGGUGGCACUGCUGGGCACAGGUGGAUGGCACUGCUGGGCACAGGUGGACGGCACUGGUGGGUGGCACUGCUGGGCAUCGAUCAUCAGGGCACUGAUCAUCAGUGCCCUGAUGAUCAGUGCCGUGAUCCCUGCUCUGACAAUUGCUGGUUCUCGGCAGUACUUUCCCCACGUUUUGACAGAGUGAGGAAAGUGCAGCCGAGAACCGGCAAUUGC
This is a messenger RNA of Staurois parvus, 340 nucleotides long. The record is from the annotation of a GenBank genome assembly. NCBI's taxonomy places the organism in Eukaryota, Metazoa, Chordata, Amphibia, Anura, Ranidae.